Molecule: messenger RNA, 1169 nt
Organism: Asparagus officinalis (garden asparagus)
Lineage: Eukaryota; Viridiplantae; Streptophyta; Magnoliopsida; Asparagales; Asparagaceae
Exons: 6
Coding region: 146-955 (269 amino acids)
Molecular function (GO): protein binding; iron ion binding
Source: RefSeq, a predicted model, not a curated record
AGUAACUAGUGGCUUGAGUUCUCCUACGCCUCUAUCCUCUUUCCUUCACCCUUUUCCAUCCACAAACUCUCUAAAGCCAAUCACUUUUUUUCUUCUCUCCUCAUUCCCACCAAUCCAAAGCUUCAGUUUUUAGCCUCAUUCAACAAUGUCAGCCUCUGCAGUUGCCUCUCCCUCCUCCUCCUCCAUCUCCCUGUCCAAACACUCUCAAAGAAACCCGCCAAUCUCUUCUCUCAACAAAUCUCUCAUUGCCCAGAAUCAGAAAAGUACAUUCCAUGGGAUUUCUCUGUGGGAAGGGAAGAGGGGAUACUCCGCGGUUGAAUUCAAGAAGAGUGGAGGAAAUAGAGCAACGGGAGGGUUGCAGAUUAAUGCGAAGACGGCUGGAGCUUCGAAGAGCAUCGAAGUCGAGGUUGACAAGCCUCUCGGACUUACGCUGGGGCAAAAACCAGGUGGCGGGGUCGUAAUUACUGCUGUGGAUAAUGGUGGAAAUGCUGCAAAGGCUGGACUUAAAGCUGGGGAUCAGGUUCUAUACACGAGCAGUUUCUUUGGCGAUGAACUCUGGCCUGCUGAUAAGCUGGGAUUCACCAAAACUGCCAUCCAAGCCAAACCUGACUCGGUUUACUUUGUUGUCAGCAGAGGUGCCGAAGUCAACGUGAAGCGCUUGCCCAAAAGGCCAGCUCCACCUCGUUUUGGUCGAAAAUUAACAGAAACACAAAAGGCCCGAGCAACCCACAUAUGUCUUGACUGUGGAUUCAUUUACACGCUCCAAAAGCCUUUUGAUGAACAGCCCGAUUCAUAUAUUUGUCCUCAGUGUAAAGCACCAAAGAAGAGAUUUGCGCCAUAUGAUGUGAACACAGGGAAAGCUAUUGGUGGUGGCUUGCCGCCUAUUGGAGUUAUUAUUGGGUUGGUUGCCGGGAUUGCGGGAGUUGGAGCUUUGCUUGUUUAUGGCCUCCAGUAAUUUUUUUUUAUUUUUUUUCCAAAUUUCAUUCUCCAUUAAACGUCAAGAAAUAGAAUGCGGUGCUUUUUAUCUUGUUCAUGAUCAUGUCACUAGCAUAAUGUUUAUUGCAUACCCAACCCACAAGUUUAUAAGUAAUUGUAAAGUUCGGAUUGUUGAGUUUGCUAAUUGGAAAGUUUCGUGAAAUUCUUAUGAGCACUAUUUUAUUUGUUGCCGA